UUGGCAGCGUGCGGCUCAGAGGCCGUGCCCAAGGUGUGAGCGAUAGCGGAAUCCGCAGUAAUUGCACCCAUGAGCGUGCCUCUCUUUGCAGCCAUUGACAUUCCCAUGAGCAGAGUCCCCGAGGACAGACUCCGGCAGCUCUUUGAAGAUGAAGAAGAUCGCAUGCUCCAGUUGGCAGAGGAGCAGCGGUGUGCGUGGGUGAGCCUCAUUGCAGACACCCGUGCUCGGCUGGCGGCCGUCGCGCGCGGUUCCCUAUCCCGCACGUCGGCCACCCAGCAGCCCGCCGUGCCAGAGACGGCGGAUCCAUUUCCUGCCAUUCCGGAGAUGGCCGUGCGCCGAAUGGAGUGGUAUGAUCUCCAGAGCGCAGGACAUUCUCUCCAGAAUUCAACUUCGCCGGAGUCUGGGCUUUCGUCACUUGAGAUGCCAAAUGACUUGCCUACAAUUCGGUCAGCGAACAACGUUAUCCAGCCGAGUCUGGACGAGUCACCCCCGGCUUCCCCAACUGACAAGAAUCUGCACUCUAGCAAAUCUGAUAACGCCUUGUCGACCUUUCUGAAUGACCUCCCCGACAGCUCAAGACGUUUGAACUGGGUGGAGCGCCUGAAGGUUUACAUGGACUACAUGGCAGGAGCGCUGGUUCUCAUGAACUCGGUCGCGAUGCUCUUGGAGUUCGAGUUGGAAGGACGGCAGACGGGGAAGUUCAUCGGCUUGCUUGAGAAUGUGCAAGCAGAGGCCGAAUGGACAGCUACCUUGAAAUUCUUCCGGGCUCUCGAUGCCGUCUUCGUGUUCACCUUUCUAGCGGAAUGGCUGGUGCGGGUCUACUUGGACAGAAAGAAGUUCUUAAAGGACUUCGCAAAUUGGUUCGACACACUCUGCGUCUUGUCGGGCAUCGCCGACCUGAUCUUACGCGUCUCCGUGGACAGCACAGCCUCGCGCAGCGUGGUGGUUCUGCGGCUCAUGCGCGCGCUGAAGUCUCUGCGGGCCAUCCGCAUGGUGCGGAGCCUCCGCUUCUUCCGGGGCCUACGGGUGCUGGUGCAGGCGUGCCAAUGCUUCUUGCCGUCACUUUGCUGGUCGAUGGUCCUCCUCGGGGUCUUCAUGACCAUGGGCGCGCUGAUGAUGGGAAACCUGCUGCAGGCGUUUAUCUUGGACGAGAACCUGGAGCUAGCUGAUCGCCAGUGGCUCUGGUCGCGGUACGGCACCGCGUACCGAGCCACCUACACCCUCUUCGAGAUCACAUUUGCCGGAAAUUGGCCCACGAGUGUACGACCUGUGCUGGACAUGGCCAGCCAUGCCUUCGUGUUCUUCUUCGCGUUCUAUGUGACUGUAGUUGUUUUUGCCGUGAUCCGGGUUAUCAGCGCAGUCUUCCUGAAGGACACUUUUGACGCAGCGCAGAAUGACGCCGAGCAGCAGGUGAUCGACAAGCUACGCCUCAAGGCACAGUAUGUCAACAAGCUGGAAGCGAUCUUCCAAGCCAUUGAUGAGACGGGCCGGGGCAUGAUCUCGCAGGAAAGGCUGACCAACAUCCUUGCUAACCCCAAGGUGGCAGCCUACUUCGAGACAUUGGGCCUCGACGUGCACGAAGGCCGUGCUCUGUUUCAUCUCCUUGACAAUGGUGACGGAGAAGUCACACUCGACGAGUUUAUUGAUGGAAUCAUGAGGUGCAAGGGAAACGCCCGCGCCAUUGACCAGGUAGCGAUGCACGCAGACUUGAAAAUGCUCGACAGGAAAAUCUCCAAACUAUACCGCGCCUUGAAGAAGGCCGACCAGGGAAAGAACCCUGCGAAGAGCCAAGCCUCACACUUGAAGGUGUUCCGCAUUGACGCGUCCACAACCUUGAAGGCCGAAGAUGCGUUUUAGGUUUUCGAAACGAGCCUGAGUUUCUGCGAUUCCCGGGCGAUGCUGGCAACCGGCUGCGGUUGCUUUUUUUGGCCAAACCGCGCAAAAAGGGGGACGUUCAUGAU
Molecule: messenger RNA, 1961 nt
Organism: Effrenium voratum
Lineage: Eukaryota; Dinophyceae; Suessiales; Symbiodiniaceae
Source: the annotation of a GenBank genome assembly